Messenger RNA from Myotis lucifugus (little brown bat), 3810 nucleotides. It is a transcript of the gene RECQL5, whose product is annotated as RecQ like helicase 5. Gene Ontology annotation, molecular function: ATP binding; nucleic acid binding; 3'-5' DNA helicase activity. The coding region runs from base 482 to 3304 and encodes 940 amino acids. Lineage: Eukaryota; Metazoa; Chordata; Mammalia; Chiroptera; Vespertilionidae. The record is from RefSeq and is a predicted model, not a curated record. The transcript is spliced from 17 exons. Gene Ontology annotation, cellular component: cytoplasm; chromosome. Gene Ontology annotation, biological process: double-strand break repair via homologous recombination.
GGCCUGCUCUGAUAUCCUGGGGUGAAGCGGAUUGGGGACUCAGAGAAGGAAAGGGGAGGAGUUCUCACCUUGGGAGUUGGGAAGAAGGGAUCGGGUCUGGGGGCGGGGGGAGGGGGGGAGAAUGGGCGCCAUGGCUAUGCUUAUAGAAGGAGCAGAAGGUGGAUCUUAGACAAACACUUCCACCUUCUCCAAGCGAUUCCGAAGACAUUUGUGUCUGAUUUCUAGCUCCUCUGUGCAUACGGUGGCCUGGGAUAGUUCCGUGUUUUUAUUUUCACUGAUGUGAAAGGGGAGAUGUUAAUUACCCAGGAAUGUAUUGAUGUAUGACUUGAAAAUAAUAUAUUGCUUGAGUAGUGUAAUCAAGCACAUUUACUAGUAUACUAAAGAGGAAAAUAAGCAGUAUUUUAAAAGCAGAACAGGGUUUCUGUCACAACCCUGUGAUCACCACCUUUGCCUUAACCUUUGGCUACUGUCUGUCGCUAAGAUGAGCACCCACCGUUCCUCUCCUUUUGACCCUGAGCGUCGAGUCCGGAGCACACUGAAGAAGGUCUUCGGGUUUGACUCUUUUAAGACACCUUUACAGGAGAGUGCGACCAUGGCUGUAGUGAAAGGUGACAAGGACGUUUUCGUGUGCAUGCCCACAGGGGCAGGAAAAUCCCUCUGCUAUCAGCUCCCUGCUCUGCUGGCCAAAGGCAUCACCAUCGUCAUCUCUCCCCUCAUUGCACUGAUUCAGGACCAAGUGGACCACUUGCUGGCCCUGAAGGACCACUUGCUGGCCCUGAAGGUGCAAGUGAGGUCCCUGAACUCGAAGCUCUCGGCGCAGGAGAAAAAGGAGCUGCUCUCCGACCUGGAGCAGGAGAAGCCCCGGACCAAGCUCCUGUACAUCACGCCGGAGAUGGCGGCCUCCGCCUCCUUCCAGCCCACCCUGAGCUCCCUGGUGUCCCGCCACCUGCUCUCCUACCUGGUGGUGGAUGAAGCUCAUUGUGUUUCCCAGUGGGGACACGACUUCCGUCCCGACUACUUGCGCCUGGGUGCCCUGCGCUCCCGCCUGGCACAUGCCCCGUGCGUGGCUCUGACCGCCACAGCCACCCCGCAGGUCCGCGAGGAUGUGUUUGCUGCUCUGCACCUCAAGCAGCCGGUUGCUGCCUUCAAGACGCCCUGCUUCCGGGCCAAUCUCUUCUACGACGUGCAGUUCAAGGAACUGCUUUCUGAUCCCUACGGGAACCUGAGGGACUUCUGCCUUAAGGCGCUUGGCCAGAAGGCUGGGAAAGGGGUGCUGUCCGGCUGCGGCAUCGUCUACUGCAGGACCAGAGAGGCUUGUGAACAGCUGGCCAUAGAGCUCAGUUACAGGGGGCUGAGUGCCAAGGCCUACCACGCAGGGCUGAAGGCCUCUGAGAGGACGCUGGUGCAGAACGAGUGGAUGGAGGAGAAGGUCCCCGUGAUUGUUGCCACCAUCAGUUUUGGGAUGGGAGUGGACAAAGCCAACGUCAGGUUCGUCGCCCACUGGAAUAUUGCCAAGUCUAUGGCUGGGUACUACCAGGAGUCUGGCCGGGCGGGCAGGGACGGGAGGCCUUCCUGGUGCCGCCUCUAUUACUCCAGGAACGACCGGGACCAGGUCAGCUUCCUGAUCAGGAAGGAAGUAGCAAAACUCCAGGAAAAGAGGGGGAACAAAGCGUCUGAUAAAGCCGCCCUCCUGGCCUUUGAGGCCUUGGUGACCUUCUGUGAAGAACUGGGGUGCCGCCAUGCUGCCAUUGCCAAGUACUUUGGGGAUGCACCCCCCGCCUGCACCAGAGGCUGCGACCACUGCCAGAACCCCGCGGCCGUGCGGAAGCAGCUGGACACCUUGGAGCGCAGCAGCAGCUGGAGCAAGACCUGCAUCGGGCCCUCCCAGGGCAGUGGCUUCGACCCUGAGCUGUAUGAGGGCGGCCGCAGGGGCUACGGGGGCUUCAGCAGGGCAAAGACCCCAAGACAGAAGAAUUUGUACCCCCAGGCCCGGGAGCACUGCCUGGGGCUGCUGGAGGAGGCUCUGAGCAGUAACUGCCAGGCUGCAGGUGCCACUCAGGGACCUGACCUGCAGGACAAGGCCGUGGAGCUAGAACAUGAGAUGUUCCGAAAUGCCAAGGCUGCCAACCUGUACAAGGCCAGCGUGCUGAAGAAGGUGGCCGAGAUCCACAGAACCUCCAAGGACGGGCAGCUCUACCACCCGGCAGGCGGUGCCAAGAGCCGCAGUGCCCCGGCCGAGCCCACCGAGCACGAUAUCCUGCCGGCCUCCCAGGUGUACUCGCUCAAACCCAAGCGGGUGGGAGCCGGUUUCCCCAAAGGCUCCAUCCCAUUCCAGACGGCCUCACAGCUGAUGGAGGAGAUGAGGGCUGGGGGGCAGGCCCCGCGGCCUGAGCAGAAAGGCGAGCAGGAGCCCCCCAGCCAGCCCCGUGGCCUCCAGGAUGAGGAAAGCAGUGAGCCUGUCCCCGGGCUCAGAGAGGCCCCCGGAAGCAGUGCUCAUUGUGGGGGGCCCUCCCCUGAGAAGGCAAAGGGCCCCUCGGGGGGCAGUCCCGCGGCCAAGGCCCGGGCCAACAAGAAGCAGCAGCUCCUGGCCGCUGCGGCCCUCAAGGACUCUCAGAACAUCGCCCGCUUCUUCUGCCAAAGGGCUGAGAGCCCGCCUGCCCUGGCUUCAGCCCCAGGGGCGGAAGGUGCCAGCCCUUCCUGUGCCAAGGUGCGGGGACCCCUGGCUGUGGCCCCAGAGACAUGCACCGGGGAGGAGGAUGGAGCCCUGGGGCGUUCGGCUGCCUGCCCCCAGACGGAGUGCACCAGGGAGGGGCCAAGUGCCGGCCCACUGCGAGACCCGGGGCCCCCUGAAGGCCAGCUCACCCCCCCAGAGGGGACAGCGAGGGGCAAGCGGCCCAGGCCCCAGCAGGAGAACCCGGAGAGCCAGGCGCGGAAGAGGCCUCACCCCUCAGCCGGUGCCUCCAUUUUAGCCGAGGCCAACGACAACAUCUUGGCCAGUGGUCAGAGCACCAUAAGCCGCACGGCCCAGGGCUCCUGCCAGCUCCCAGCCCCGGGCACCUCCCUGAAGGUGGCUGCGAACAUAGUGGUCAAGUGCCUGACCCCUUUCUACAAAGAGGGCAAGUUUGCCUCCAAGGACCUGUUUAAAGCCUUCGCCCGCCACCUCUCCCACUCGCUGGCUCAGGAGCCCUCUCCUGGGAGGAGCGUAAAGGAAGAGGCCCAGCACCUCAUCCGGCAGUUCUUCCGGGGCCGGGCCCGGUGCGAGAGUGAAGCUGACUGGCACGGCCUGUGUGACCCACAGAGAUGACCGACAGCUGCCCAGCGGGGCCAGUGUCCCGCCCCCCGACUCUACUGUGGGCCAGCGGGGCCUGACUCAGGAAUGGGAAGGCGGGCAGGCCUGCGGCCGCAGGGCAUCUCUCUUCUCAGGGUCCUCCCCCCUUCCAACCACACCUUGCUGUGGAGAUGCCCCCGGACACCUCCCAAAUCAAGGUCAGAGGCCAGAGGUCAGCCCAGCUUCCUAUGUACUUGCCAGGCCUGACGCCCUCUCUCUCCUGGCCUCAUGGAGCCCCACCUUAGAAGGACCUGGGUGGGGUGGCUGCCGCCAGGGGAACAGGAAGAAGAAACGGUCCCUCCACCUCUUGUACCUGAGUUGUAAGCUGGGGGAGGCCACCUGUGCAAGGCGCGGGGCUCCAGGUGCAGAGCUGUGGGAAGAGGCAGCGGCCGGCCCUGCUUCUCGGCUCCUGCUCGGGAAGGCGAGGCUGGGCCGAGGCGCCUCCCGGAGGAAUAAAGUCUGUUCUGACACAUGCACGCGCA